CGGACGCUCGGGGCCCCGGAGAGCGACGCCCUAGGCUGGGUCCCCAGCGCAUCCGAAAGGACGCAUUUUGCCGCACAGGCUAAGAUGGCGGCGGCGGCGGCCGAGGAGGCGGAGUUGGUGCUGCACAAGGAGCCCGGGCGGGCCCCGGGUUCGGGGAGGCGGCGGCCGCGGGGGGCUGCGGAACCUUAGGUCUGAUUCCCUGGCCUUUGUGUCCCUGGGACCUUAAUCUCUGCCAGAGGAAAGCAGGUGUGCUACUUCUCCCGAGAACCUGAAGAUGAGUUGUCCCAGACCCUUCCCCGUGAUUGGAAACUUAGGUGGUGGAGCUAAAGGUUUCUUGUUGCGAGACUUCCACAGACGACCCUCGUGUUGGGAUCCAGCCAUGGUUUAGCACCAUUAGUUGGAAAAAAAAAAAAAAAAGUUUUCUUCGACUGUUUCAGUAAUACUGACUUAAAUAGAGUUGGUGUAAAACUUUCUGUGUUUAGACUUCAGAGUUGGUGUGAUCAUUAAAAGUCAACGAGGGGAUAACACACAAUUGGGGGCCUGGAAUGAUGGUCCUGUUUUGUGUACGAGUUGAUAAUUUCCACCGAAAUAUCCAACACCAUCAUCUGUUCUGGCCAGUCCUGACUGAUGCCAAGCUUCCUGCAGCAGGGUGAUGUGUUUAGAUUUGCCUUAAUCGGGUCCACCCUCUCUGCAGUAGUUUAUCAUUGUUUGGCUCUACAAUGAAGGAAAACAUUUCAAAAAAUAGACAUCUAAAGUUCCUCAAAAAAAAGGAAACCUGCUUUUUGCCUUCAGUGCCAUGUGUUUGACUUAAUUUCGGAUGAGAUUGUUCUUGAAGCGAGAUGUUAAUAAGACAAAAUUUAGACUAAAUGUGUUAAAUGGUCUUGCCAAGAAUAUGGAUCAUCUGAAGAUAAACACCGAUAUCACUGGUGCUAAUGAAGAACUCCUAGAUGAUAGCAACUUUAUCUCGGAGAAAGACGGUGGAGCUCAUAAACCAAAAGAUUGUCCAGCGUCAUUUCAGAAAAACAGUGCUUUGAUCCAGUCGGAAGAAUUGUCAGAAAACAAAUCUGAAAAAGCCUUAAGUGGAGGCCAGUCUGCUCUGUGUAUACUUGGUGCUCCUACUGUUUCUAGUGAAAACUUCACCUUGCCUAAAGGAACUAUUGCUAAUGGACCAGUUUCGCACUCCUCCGUAACUAAGACUUCCAGUAUGAAUAAAGGCAGUGUUUCACUAACCACUGGGAAGCCUGUGGAUCAGCCAACCACGGAAUCAUGUUCAACUCUGAAAGCGGCAGCUGAUCUUCAGCUGUCUGCAUCACAAAAAUCAAGUCAACACCAAGUUUUAUUUUUGUUAACAGAUGUAGCACAUACUAAGAAUCCGACCCAUUCCAUUAAAAAACUACCUACCUCUGUUUCAGUUGGUUGCGAUGUCCAGAAUUCAGUAGUGAGUAGUGGCAAGUCAGAGAGCACUUUAAGAAAUAAAGUGGAGGUGGGUGAGAAGAGUGAUGAUAUAUUGGUAAAAAAUGAUCGUGUCAAUACAUUAGCAGGAAUUUCCUCAGGUACAGAUGAAUUUAGGUCAGAAAGUGAUAGAAACUGGGAUCCCCAAAAAGAGUUUAUUCAGUUUCUUAUGACUAAUGAAGAAACAGUGGAUAAACCUCCAGUUCAUUCUAAAGUAGGUAUAGAAAAAAGGAGAAAGCGAAAAAUGGAUGUAAGCAAAAUAACUCGUUAUACAGAGGAUUGUUAUAGUGAUUCUAAUCAUGUGCCCAGUAAAGCAAAAAUGCUGCAAGCCAACUUUCUGGAGCAGAGUGAAGAGGUACAAGCAGUAGACUCACAGAAAUACGCAUUAUCGAAAGUAAAGCCUGAGUCAGCCGAGGAAGAUCUGGAAUCUGGGGAUGCUUUUCAGCAUCUGGUCUAUAACCCAGAUAAAUGUAGAGAAGAUGGCUCACCUGUUCCUCCUAGCACUUUCAUUUCAAAUACCUUAAAAAAGAAAUGUGAAGAGAGUGAUUCUGAGUCACCUGUUACUUUCAGUCCUGAAGAGCCGUCAUUCUACCCCUGUACCAAGUGCAAUGUGAAUUUUAGAGAGAAAAAGCACCUCCAUAGGCAUAUGAUGUAUCAUUUAGAUGGAAACAGUCACUUUCGCCAUCUUAAUGUCCCAAGGCCAUAUGCUUGUAGAGAAUGUGGGCGGACAUUUCGAGAUCGCAAUUCACUUCUAAAACAUAUGAUUAUUCACCAAGAAAGAAGACAGAAGUUGAUGGAGGAAAUUCGUGAAUUGAAAGAAUUGCAAGAUGAAGGACGAAGUGCACGGUUACAAUGCCCUCAGUGUGUGUUUGGUACCAAUUGCCCUAAAACAUUUGUGCAGCAUGCUAAAACUCAUGAAAAAGAUAAAAGGUACUAUUGCUGUGAGGAGUGUAACUUCAUGGCAGUGACUGAAAACGAAUUGGAAUGCCAUCGAGGCAUUGCCCAUGGAGCAGCCGUGAAAUGUCCCGUGGCCAAUUCUGAGGUAACCCAGAGAAAAACACAAAAAAAGACUGUAAUGAAAGACUCUGUUAUAGGAUCAUCCAAAAAACCAGCUACAUACCCAUGUAAAAUGUGUCCUUUUACCACUUCUACUAGAAGUGUUCUAAAGAAGCACAUGGAAUACUUGCAUUCCUCAUCUUGUGUUGAUUCAUUUGGUAGUCCUCUUAGACUUGAUAAGAGAAAAAGUGACACCCUCAAGGAACCUAUAGAUAGUGAUAGUACUAAGCCAUUGGCUAAACAGCAGUCAUCCACAUUUCCAAAGAACUCUGCUUUAAAACAAGACGUCAAGCGAACAUUUGGAUCAAGCUCACAACCAAGCAAUCUAUCCAAAGUCCACAAGCGGCCACAGAGAAUACAAAAAGCUCGGAAAAGUAUCGCCCAGUCAGGUGUAAAUAUGUGCAAUCAAAGCACCUCUCCUCAUGAGACUGUUCCAGUUAAAGGCAGCACGGACCAAAAACCAAAGUAUUUCCAUCAAGCAGCAAAAGAAAAAUCUAAUGCCAAGGCAAAUAGCAACUAUCUUUACAGACACAAAGAUGAAAACUACAGGGGGAUCAAAAAAUCGGGUAACUCCUAUCCUCUGCACUUCAAAAAGGAAGUUAAUUCAUUGAACUCUUUACAGCUGUUUUCAUCAUCAAGUAAUGCUCAUGAUACUUUCAUUUCAGACCCUCAUAACCCGGACACCAAAAGGCCAGAAAACUUCAAAGACCACAGGCGUGUAGCUGUCAAAAGAGUAGUUAAGGGAUCUAAGAAGGAAAGUUCUGUUGAAGGAGAAGACUUGGAUAGCUAUCCUGAUUUUUUGCAUAAAAUGACCGUUGUUGUUUUGCAGAAACUUAAUUCUGAAAAAAAAGAUAGUUAUGAAACAGAAGAUGAUAGUUCCUGGGACAAUGUUGAGCUGGGUGACUACACUACACAGGCCAUAGAGGAGGAAGCCUACAGCAGUCUUAACCAAGAGCAUGUUGACUUAUUUCCGCUAUUUAAAAGGAAGGUGGAAAGCCAAGAUCCGGGAGAAAAUGCUUCUCUUAGUUAUGAUCAAAAUGAUGGCUUUUACUUUGAGUAUUACGAAGAUGCUGGCACUAACAACUUCUUGCACGAGAUACACGAUGCUGAGCAACUAGAGAACACAGACUCGUCGUUGUCCAAGCACGACUCUGUGUUCCACUGGGCUGAUCUGUCUCUUGAGAAGAAGUCCUGUCCUUAUUGCCCGGCAACAUUUGAAACAGGUGUCGGGCUGUCAAAUCAUGUCCGAGGACAUCUUCAUCGUGCAGGGUUAAGCUACGAAGCCCGUCAUGUUGUGUCACCAGAACAAAUAGCCACAAGUGACAAAAUGCAACAUUUCAAAAGAACUGGCCCAGGGACCCCUGUGAAGCGAGUUAGAAAAGCCAUUGAGAAAUCUGAAACUACUUCUGAACAUACUUGUCAGCUCUGUGGUGGUUGGUUUGAUACAAAAAUUGGGUUAUCGAAUCAUGUCAGAGGCCACCUGAAAAGACUUGGGAAAACAAAGUGGGAUGCCCACAAGUCUCCCAUCUGUGUUCUGAAUGAGAUGAUGCAGAAUGAGGAAAAGUACGAAAAAAUCUUAAAGGCACUGAACAGUCGUCGUAUUAUCCCCAGACCCUUUGUAGCUCAGAAACUCUCAUCGAGUGACGACUUCCUAUCUCAAAGUGUUAUACCUCUUGAAACGUACCGUAAUGGCCUAAAAACGGAAACCCUGCCUGGGUCUGCGUCAGAGGAAGAUGGGGUGAACUUCCUAAAUGAAUAUGAUGAGACAAAGCCUGAACUGUCCAGUGGAAGAAAGAACCAGUCUCUUACUCUGAUAGAACUGCUUAAAAAUAAGAGGAUGGGCGAGGAAAAGGGCUCUGCUGUCUCUUCUCACAAGAUCCAUAAUCAGACAGCAAGAAAGAGAUUUGUUCAGAAAUGUGUUCUUCCAUUAAGUGAAGACAGUCCACUUAUUUAUCAACCACAAAAAAUGGACUUGACUAUGCACUCAGGUAUGCCCGUGAAGCUUAGGACAUGUGUGCGUUGCAAUGCGGCGUUUACAAGUGCUGUUAGCCUGUCCAACCACUUACGCGCUUGUGCACGGCAGAAGAGUGCUGGACUUUUGACUGGUACAGCCUUAGAUUGUAAGCAGAAGAAAUCAAGGUCAAGAUCUGGAAGCAAGAAGAAAAUGCUAUCAUUACCUCAUGGUGCUGACGAGGUUUACAUUCUCCGAUGCAGGUUUUGUGGCCUAGUCUUUCGGGGACCAUUAUCUGUUCAGGAAGACUGGAUUAAGCACUUACAACGACACAUUGUAAACGCUAAUCUUCCACGGACUGGAGCUGGCAUGGUGGAAGUCACGUCACUACUUAAAAAGCCUGCCUCUCUUACAGAAACUUCAUUUUCUUUACUAAUGGCAGAAGCAGCUUCAUAGAACCAGGAGUCCUUCUAAAAAGCAAAUUUAAUUGGAUGUAAAUUUGAAAUUGUCUUUUUUUUUGUAAGCCACAUUAAAUUAUCCAUUUAUAAAUACUAAAGCAGGAAAAUGGGGGAAAGUGAAUUACAGUGACAUCAGAGCAAACUGAAUACUUAAAACAGUAAGUAGUCUAUCUAUUUUAUAUAAAGUGGAAAAUAUGUUUUUAAGGUUUACUAAGUUUUGGUGGCUAACUGGGUUUGCUCAGUCGAAGAUCUUACAUCUAAGAGCCAUUUUAAACUGUUGCACAGUUUAAGUAUUUAUUGACAGACUUAUGGGAAGAUUUAUGUUUUCUGCAGUGUUACCAGAAUUCAAGGCUCUGAAACUCCCCACAACACUUGCAUAGAAAAAAACAAGAUAUUAUAUUUUGUUGGUAUGUAUUUAGUGUUUUGUAUAAUACCAGGAACUGCUCACUAAAUUUACUCAAUUGAGGGCAUUAAACAUCAUGUACUUCAUAGUUUGAGACUGCUCCCCCAAACGGGCAGAGUACUAGUCUACCUGGAUGUGUAAGUGCUUUCUUAAAAUCACAUGGAACGGUUUUUUUUAUACUAAAAAGUGGAGGGAGAUUUGUUUAAACAAGUAUUUCUAAAAGAAAUAUGUAUAUAGUCCUGGAAUUAUUUGUGGUAAGGAAAUCUUCUUUACUCCAGUUGCAUUUCUCAGACAAUAAAGUGGUGCAUCCAUGCUACCUCCUACUUUGUCAACAAAGAUGCUAUUUACCCUUUCCAUUUUUGUAUCAUAAUAGAGUAAAAAAAAUCUAAUAUUCUUUAUUGCAAGACACACUUUUGUUAACAGAUUUGUUUCUUUUUAAUGUUAUAUGUAAAAUUUGACAUGCUUACAGGACAGGUUUGCCUCUUAUUUAACAUUGUAGAAAUGUAAUUAGUAAACAAUGCUCACUACACAACUUAGAAUAGGCUUUCUCAUUUAUAUUAUCUUCCAAAAUUGAUCAGUUAGCAAAACUUAAUACACAAAAUAUUUCUACAUAUGAUGAGAAUGUUUACAAUUUAAAUUUUAGACCUUGUUUUGGAUGUGAUUAUAUGUACGAAAAUUGUGUAACACUAUGCUCAUGCUAAGAACCGACAUAAUGGAAUUACUGAAAUAAAUGUGCUGUGAGGAAUGGAAAAUAUGGUGCAGGUGUCUUAGUCAUGAUAAAUUGUGGUUCUUCUUAAACUCUUUACAGAAACAAGUUGUUUCUUUUAAUCUGGUAUUAGAUUGCUUUACAAAAAACAUUUUUUGCGUGCAAGCACCAUUUCACUUAAUUUGAAGCAAAGAUAUGCAUUGAUAAUUUUCUUCACUUGUAAAUAAAGCUAAAAACAGUCAAAAUAAGGAGUAUUUUGGUAGAGUAUAUACAUCUCACUGCCAGUGAAUUUUUUUUUCCUAUGGGAUAGCUACUUACCAGAAAAACUCUAAAUAAAAAAAGAUUUAAAGAAAAUGUAGCACCUAUAAUGUGAAACUUUCUUACUGUUGUCACUGCUGGAAGUGGUCCCCUUGAGGUUGUAUUUCAUUGACUACAUUGUUGUUAUGUACCAGGUUUCUUUGUUUAUAGCCAUAGUUUUUCUAGACACAUAACACUGGUCCUUUUAUGAUUAAUUAAAGCUCCUAAUCCAGGGCCAUCUUAUGUAUGACAUUUGGAGGUUGGGCUAGAUGCGUAAUUCCCAACCAAGGAUCUCCUGAAAGUCCUGAAAGAAAUUGUACAUUUGUCUAUAAUGAUCAUAUGUAACUAAGACAUGAUUUUUUUUUACUUUUGACUAAAAUUAUACCAAAUCUGUAUUGUUGGUUAUGACUUAUUGAAGAACUUUCAUUGAAAAUUACAUAUGUCUCUCACUAUA
Jaculus jaculus (lesser Egyptian jerboa) is the source of this 6777-nucleotide messenger RNA. It is a transcript of the gene Znf644, whose product is annotated as zinc finger protein 644. The record is from RefSeq and is a predicted model, not a curated record. Lineage: Eukaryota; Metazoa; Chordata; Mammalia; Rodentia; Dipodidae. Bases 818 to 4915 code for a protein of 1365 amino acids. Gene Ontology annotation, cellular component: nucleus. The transcript is spliced from 8 exons. Gene Ontology annotation, molecular function: RNA polymerase II cis-regulatory region sequence-specific DNA binding; DNA-binding transcription factor activity, RNA polymerase II-specific. Gene Ontology annotation, biological process: regulation of transcription by RNA polymerase II.